AAUUUUUUGCUCGGCCUAUUACUAAGGCUCAAAUUCUGCUGCUGUGUCUUACCAAUUCUUAUGGUUUCAGAAAGUCUAUUUAAACAGGCCAGAACUGGAUAAAGGGGCCUUAGAAAAUAUAACUUGGAAAAUUGGGCUUUAUGCUACUCCCACUGCUUCCGGGCUUUUGUUUUUUUUCUGGAAUGCAUUGUAGACCUGAAGCUGGGAAAUUCAACUGCAGAGGUGGUUGUUAGUAGUGAAAAAGAUGUUAAUAGCUACCAAGACCUCACAUGUGCAAAAUUGUAGAGUUCCAAAAUGUCACAGUUCCCUCAGAAUGACAGCCUUUGGAGGUUCAAACUGAUUUCCUCAAGACUUGUCUGAUGCAGGCACAUGGUGCACACAGGACUCCAGCUGAGACGUGGGACAUGUGCUGCAAGCAGGAGCUGAUAUUUGAGCAAGGAGCAAAGCACUGGCAGCAGCGUGUGUGGAGGUCUUGGCUUAAGGCUGGUAAAGUCCCACAGCCACUGCCCAGCUUCAGACACUGGUGGGUCGUUCUCCAGGCUUUGCAGUUGGUGUCAUUGUGUGUUCGCAGCCCCAGCUCAGCCUCCGUGUUUCCUCACAGCAACCUGGAAGUGCCAGAGUGUAUUUUUAGUGUACUCCUGCUCUACAAGUUUUGUUUUCUGUUUGGGAGACAUAGAGAACUGUAACUUCAGAAGAUUAUAAAGACACAAAUGUAGCAAUCAGUAGCAGUACCAGAAUCAGUUGCUUUUAGCCCGUGCGCAACAGUGAAGUAACAUUAAUUUUUGCUUUAUUGUCCCAUUAAAAAUGCUGCAUUUUAGUUAUUGUUGAAUGAAACAGAAAUUUCCCAAACUAUCCCCCACUGAAAUGAUAUCUGUGGUUUUCCAAAGAUUUGAAGGAGUCAGUGGCAGCUUAUCAUGAACCUUUGCUCAGAAACUUGAUUUUUUUUUUCCUUGAUGCCAGUGUUUUCCUGAGAGUAAUGGAAAUCUGUAAUGGAAGUGUUUUCUCAAACCUGAAUUGUUUGUUGAAAUAUAUUGUAAGGAGACCCUGGUGACAUUUCCUCUCUGACUUUUAUAUUGGGCACCACAGAUUAAAUCUUUGGUCACCAAUAGGUUCAGUUAAGGUUAACGUUUAGGUUUUAGUUCUAUUUAGUCUGAGUCUGCUGUACCUUGGAGAGUCAGAAUUCACAUCAUGUGAGUGUUUUUUAGAGAAGGGGAGUGGUUUUGCAAUUCUACGUGUGUGGCUAUUUAUAAAAAGUGUAACAUUGGGUAUUUGAUGGAUUAACUGAAUUUUCAACUUGAUGAGCUGUCACAAUGGGGUUUUGAAGCAAUGAAAGCCAAACUAGAAAAAACAACUUGCUGUGUCCCUCUUGGGAGAAACUGUAGGUCUGGUACAUGCACAAAUUCUGCAGUGAGGGUUUGUGUGUGUGACUGAACAGAGAGAAAUGCAGUGGCUCAGACACCAAAAUUAAGAGAAAACCUCUCUGAUUUUAAAAAUCUUGGCAUCAGAGUAGUCAUCCAUAUGAAGUUGCUCAAAAACAUAAGGUAACUUUUUGAACUGAUGCCAAUUUUACUUUUGUGGAGAGGGGAGAUAAGUUAUUCAAGGCUAAAACACUGCUGGUUUUUAAAUUUUACAAUUAAAACUCUGAUGUCAGUUUAACAUUUAUCAGGGUCUGUAUGUUUCUACAUCCUCUGCUGCCUUCAGAACUGAGAAUUUGUGUUUUGUAUUGUUAGCUAGGGAAAGGUUUGUACUGCUUAAAAACUUCAGAAAACUACUAAGGGUGAGCGAGUGCUAGAAAAGAACAGUACUCCUCUUUGAUAAACUGAAGGGUAGUAAUUAGUAGGAUAAAGUAUCUGAAUGUUCUGUUAAAUCACAAAAUCUGGUAACAAAAUUAAGUUAUUCCAGCUGGAGUGUAUCAGAUCUUUCAUGUGGUCAACUCCACUACUUGAAAUAAGAGCUGAAGGUCAAGUCAUUAAUUUGUAAAUGCUUGUUAAUAAUUUUUACAACCUUGCACAUAAUUGAGAUGCUUCAGAGCUCAUUAAAACUAGCAACAAAAGGGCUGGAAAGAAUUCCAUCAUCUUUCCAUUGCCAGCAACAUAUAAUUGAAUCGUGGUAUAAAAUAUGCAAAUGUAAAUUAGAAGAAUUUCACAAUUUGCUCGUGCAGAAUUCUCCCCUGCUCCAUUGUUCAGCAACAGGCACUUGGCUGCAGCUGACGUUUUCCUGGUGGGUGGAUGCUUUGGAAAACCAUGUGUUGUAGAGAGAGUUAAGGUGUGGUGGAGGAAACACCUGUGCUCAGAGGCAGCUCUGUGGAAGUGGGUGGUGGAGGAGCAUUGGGACACCUAUACCCAGCACAUCAGGCUGGGGUUUGCUCCACAGUCGGCAGCAUGAGAGAUCAAAUAGACCUGCUGGCCACAGUCACCGUUCUGGGGGUCCUGGAGCAAGCCUAUUUUGCAAUGCAGGUGAUCUAUGCCCGUCGGAAGUACAAGAUUUCCCCUCCUGAAACAACAGGUCACCCUGAAUUUGAGCGGACCUUCAGAGCCCAGGCAAACUGCUCAGAGUACUUCCCAAUCUUCAUUUCCCUCCUCUGGGUUGCUGGAAUCUUCUUCCAUCAAGGUGUGACUGCAGUGUGUGGGCUCUUGUACCUCUACACCCGCCUCAAAUACUUCCAGGGCUACGCCGUGGCUGCGCAGGGACGGUUGGGACCACUGUAUGCCAGUGCCUGGCUGCUCUGGCUGCUGAUGGGGCUGGCUCUGGCUGGGCUCCUGGCACACUUCUUGUGGCCCAGCUCCUCCACAGGGAUGGCAGCACUGCUGUGGCCUCUCCAGCUCCGUGGUACCCACUGAGAGGAGCCACGGCUCUCCCAAAACUCACUGUUUGCCCCAGCACAGGGGAGCCAGGCAUGUGGCACCAUCAGAGGGAGAGUAUUUCCCUGGCUCUGCAUUCCCUGCUGAAGGGAGGUGGGUGCUGGCACUCCUCUGCUCUUCAGAGAUAAUUUCCCUUCUUGAAAGCAAAUGCUUUCCAGCCCCUGCCCCCGCUGAGGUGGUUCACUGCUUUAGAGCACUGUCUGCUCUAAAAUGCCUCUGGCUCUGCCUCAUGGAGCACACACUGACCCACAUGCUGUUGUCUCUCCUCCUUACUGCUGUAAUGAUCUGUGUUGAAGAAUCACACCAUGGAUAUACAAAAAUAAAUUGUUUUUCUCACUAGAAAUCACCUGUGAUUGUCAAAGGUGCUCAGAGACUGGUGUGAGAACAUCUGAGCUGGGGAUUGGGUUUCAUAGGAAAAGCUGCUGUGAUUAACUGAAAAGGAUGGGUAAGCUUGCCUAAAACCACAUUCAAACACUGGGAGAAAAGCCUGACCCUAGUCCAAGUACUAAAGUCUGUGUCUGGCAUUGAUUGAAUGACCUUUACUUUGCCCCAGCUCCACUUCUCACCCACCCUGCAACAGGACCUUGCCCUCCCUGGAUUC
Messenger RNA from Parus major (Great Tit), 3462 nucleotides. RefSeq names its product leukotriene C4 synthase-like. NCBI's taxonomy places the organism in Eukaryota, Metazoa, Chordata, Aves, Passeriformes, Paridae. The transcript has 5 exons. Bases 2382 to 2840 code for a protein of 152 amino acids. Gene Ontology annotation, cellular component: membrane; endoplasmic reticulum; nuclear envelope. Gene Ontology annotation, molecular function: enzyme activator activity; glutathione peroxidase activity; leukotriene-C4 synthase activity. Gene Ontology annotation, biological process: leukotriene biosynthetic process. The record is from RefSeq and is a predicted model, not a curated record.